AGAGCCAGUCAUUCAGAGGUACAGCUGGCAUAGCCCGAUUGUUCUGUCCCGCCGAGAGCAUGGAGGGGACACGAGGGGCUGGGGUCUAGAAGGGCAGAUCUUGUGUCACCAGGCGGCUCAGCUGUGUCACCCGCCCGGGGACCUGACCUGCGGAAUGCCGUCAGCUGAGGGAAACGCACUCGUGCUUCCCUCGACCUUUCCUCACCUUGAAGAAGUGCAGGAUGGAUCGUGGUUGGUGACUCCCAGCUCCUCGGCCUUGGGACAGUGAGGAAAGUUCAGCAAAGGGAGCGAGGGAGCGGGGCUGGCUGGCAGCAGCUUACACAUUAAACCGUGGUAUCAAACGCGCGCUGCGCUCCGACAAGAAGUGUAACCCGAGGAGAAAGGACACCAGUGCGUUUGAGCGCGCCGAGGGAUUCUUGCAUGACCUGUCACUCUUUCAGUGCUGUAGCCUGAGCAGGUCUUACUGGUUUUUACCGAAGUGGUGGGAGCUGAAUGGGGUGUGGGCUCGUUUCUGUUCGUCCACAGACAUCUCUGCGAUCCUCUCUUCUCUUUUUUAAUUCCCCGCUGGAUAUAAAUCAGAGAAAUUGUGUCCGUCAAGUUUGCUGCCACCUGGGCUCAACCCAGCUGAAUCRGUUUUGGAGGAUACCCUUGCUGCAAUCGUCUGGACGUGCUCCUAGGAGGAGAAGAAACUAAAGCAAUUUGGCCUCAUAGCUGUAGUUUGAGGAAAAGCUUUYCUUCUGACUUCAGAGAGAGCUACGAGGAGGAUCUGUGUGAUGUCCUGAUCUCCCUCCAUUUUCCCUGCUGAGCAUGGGGUAACAGUGUUGUGACCAUGGUGGUCACCCAGUUACAGCUGGAACUCUGCUUCCAUGGCAAGAAGCUGAGAGGUUUCACCUGCAAGCUGACCAGGUCAGCCAAUGGAUUUCUCCCAGAGACUUCCUUCUCCAUUGCCUCCCAGAUUUUUGUGCCAUUCCUUCUGGCUGGCUUGGGAAUGGUAGCUGCUGGCCUCUUGAUGGACGUUGUUCAACACUGGGAUGUGUUUCGGACAAUUACAGAGGUAUUCAUCCUGGUUCCUGCCUUGGUUGGCCUGAAGGGUAAUCUGGAGAUGACCCUGGCAUCCAGGCUCUCCACUGCUGCUAACACUGGACAGAUGGAUGAUGCCCAGAAGCAAUGGAAAAUGGCCACCUGCAAUUUAGCCCUCAUCCAGGUCCAGGCCACCGUGGUGGGACUGCUGGCUGCCAUCGCUGCUGUGAUCCUGGGAGCCAUCUCCAAGGGCUCAGUGGAGCUGAGCCAGGCUGCUGUGCUGUGUGCCAGCAGCGUCACCACGGCCUUCAUCGCUGCGCUCUCCCUCGGCCUGGUGAUGAUUGGCGUGAUCAUCGGAGCGAGGAAAAUUGGGAUCAAUCCAGACAAUGUCGCCACACCCAUAGCAGCGAGCCUCGGAGACCUGAUAACCCUUUCCCUCCUGGCAGGAAUCAGCAGCACCCUCUUCAAAUACAUAGAUGUGAAGUACCUCUCUCCCCUGAUCUGUGCUGUCUUCAUUGUCAUGAUCCCUCUCUGGGUUGCCAUUGCCAAGCAGAGUCCUUCCCUGGCCGAAGUGCUGAAAUCGGGGUGGCAGCCGGUUAUUGUAGCCAUGAGCAUCAGCAGCAUUGGUGGGCUCAUCCUGGACAAAACUGUAACUGACCCAAACUUUGAAGGCAUGGCAGUUUUCACACCUGUKAUUAACGGUGUUGGAGGGAAUCUGGUCGCCAUCCAGGCCAGCCGAAUUUCUACAUUCCUGCACUUCUGGAGCAUGCCUGGAGUUUUGCCAUACAAGAUGAGGCAGAAUUGGCCCAACCCAUGCUCCACAUUCUUCUCAUCAGGGGUCAAUUCCAAGUCAGCCCGGGUCCUGUUCCUCCUGGUUAUCCCUGGGCACCUGGUGUUCCUCUACACCAUCCAUCUGCUGCAGGGAGGCCACACGUCCCUGUCCUUCACCUUUGUCAUGUUCUACCUGACUGCUGCUUUGCUGCAGGUGGGGAUCCUGCUCUACGCGGCCGACCUGAUCGUGCGCCUGAUGUGGAGGAAGGCUCUGGACCCCGAUAAUUUCUCCAUCCCCUACCUCACGGCCCUGGGCGAUCUCCUGGGCACUGGGUUCCUGGCCAUCUGUUUCCGCCUGGUUUGGCUGGUCCACGGCACGGACAUGAACCUGGGCAACUGAGAGUGUGUGAGCUGCUCUGGUCACUGGUGCCACACGGUGCUUUCCCCCGGGACAGUGGGGUGUCUGGCCACGAGCGCUGGGUCCCCCGGCUGGGUUGGGCCUCCCCUGCCACCCCACAGCUGCCCUCCCCAUGGUGCCUUAGAGCCGGGCUCGCCCGCCCCGAGGGAUCAGCACCCACAGCCUCGWGCCCAGCAUGAGAGAGAGACGGUUUUGGGAAGCACUGGCUGCUCACACAAAGCACCGAGGAGCAUUUGGGGCACGGGCAAGGAAUGAGCAUUCGGGCCGUGGUUUCUGUCCCCAGCACUGCCACAGCCCCCAGGCUGCUCCUGUUCUGCCCAGGUCACUGCGUCUGAUCCUGCAAGGGGACAUUGCAACCCCUCUGCUGGACUCUGACUUUCCAUCAAGAGAAAUUCUUUAUCCACCCUUCUUUUCUCCUGCUGAAUCCCUGGAGGAGGAGAGCUGCCAGGUGUUUAAAGUGUCUCCUCUCCUGUCAGAGGCUCAGGAUCUGAGGCAGUGAGCUGCUGGCUCACACCCAGCAGGAGGUUACCUAGGGACACCUACCUGCCCUGGCAGCAUCGCUGGUGGCUGACCCAAAAGCUGGUUAGAUUGCAUUUUGGGGGCAGGAAGGUUUAUUUUUACGGUUUAUGAAAUGUCCAGUAGUUAAAAUGUUUAUAGAAACACACACAUAAAUAAAGUGGGUAAAAAAAAAAGU
Malurus melanocephalus (red-backed fairy wren) is the source of this 2903-nucleotide messenger RNA. It is a transcript of the gene SLC41A3, whose product is annotated as solute carrier family 41 member 3. The coding region runs from base 830 to 2191 and encodes 453 amino acids. NCBI's taxonomy places the organism in Eukaryota, Metazoa, Chordata, Aves, Passeriformes, Maluridae. Gene Ontology annotation, molecular function: monoatomic cation transmembrane transporter activity. Gene Ontology annotation, biological process: monoatomic cation transport. The transcript has 10 exons. Gene Ontology annotation, cellular component: plasma membrane. The record is from RefSeq and is a predicted model, not a curated record.